AUGGCAGCCCGGGGGCUAACGAUUGUCAUCAAAUUGGGGACGAGUUCAAUUGUCGACGAGAAAACACACGAGCCUAUUCUCUCGAUUUUGACGCUUAUUGUCGAGACGGUAGCACGAUUGCGCAAAGAUGGUCACCGUGUGGUGUUGGUCUCGUCGGGCGCUGUUGGCGUUGGCUUACGGAGGAUGGAUUGGGACAAACGCCCAACACACUUGCCCCGAAUACAGGCACUUGCUGCCGUUGGCCAGUGUCGACUAAUGAGUCUCUGGGACAACUUGUUCUCACAUCUCCGAGUCCCAGUGGCUCAAAUUCUAUUGACGAGAAAUGACAUUGCGGAUAGAACCCAAUACAUCAAUGCUCAAAAUACGUUCGAGCAGUUGUUUGAGAUGGGCGUUGUUCCCAUUGUCAACGAAAAUGAUACCCUUGCUGUUUCUGAAAUCAAAUUUGGCGACAACGAUACCCUCUCAGCGAUUGCAGCGGCCACGGUUAAGGCCGACUAUCUAUUCUUGAUGACCGACGUCGACUGUCUCUACACGGCCAACCCUCGAACAAACCCCGACGCUGAGCCCAUCGAAGUGGUGUCCGAUAUCUCUCUAUUGGAGGCUGAUGUCUCGUCUGCCGGCUCAGCUCUUGGAACCGGUGGUAUGAGCACUAAGAUUGUGGCCGCCAAGCUUGGAACUAGCGCUGGCGUGACGACCAUCAUUACCAAGAGCUCCAAACCCGGCAACGUCCACGAUAUUGUCAAGUACCUCCAACGACUUCAAGAGGGACCCAACGCAAAUGGCGACCAGCCUUCCGACAUCCCACCUCCUCCUCUCCACACUCGGUUCCUCCCUUCUGAUACCCCCAUUCAAUCCGUCACCUUCUGGCUGCUGCACGGCCUGACCCCCCACGGUACUCUCUACAUCGAUCAAGGCGCCUACGAUGCGAUCCUGCACCACAAGGCCAGUCUACUCCCUGCCGGAGUAGUUGGUGUCGAAGGACACUUCGCUCAGCAGGAAGCGGUGCGACUGGUCGUCGCGGAGAAGCCAUCGCCCGAUGCCCUGGAUGGAGACUUUAUUCACCACGCGCAGGAGCCACGAGAAGUGGGACGUGCGCUGGUGAACUACGGUGCCAUGGAGAUUGCGCUCAUCAAGGGCCACCGAAGCACGCAUAUCGAGUCCUUGCUUGGUUGGUCUGAAAGUGAGUACGUUGCUUUGCGGGAGAACAUCUCCUUCCACCCGGAAGAAAGCCAUCCCGUGACGCCAUCACUUACUCCCGCGCUGGAGGAGUGGAAAUCGCCCAGGUCGCCACCUAACGGGCGGUCAUAA
Molecule: messenger RNA, 1308 nt
Organism: Penicillium cataractarum
Lineage: Eukaryota; Fungi; Ascomycota; Eurotiomycetes; Eurotiales; Aspergillaceae
Product: glutamate 5-kinase
Exons: 5
Coding region: 1-1308 (435 amino acids)
Cellular component (GO): cytoplasm; cytosol
Molecular function (GO): RNA binding; ATP binding; glutamate 5-kinase activity
Source: RefSeq, a predicted model, not a curated record